AUGGAACCGCUCUCUGAUGUUGACUGGGACGUGCUAAUCUCCGGGACUGGCCUGCCCCAGUCCAUACUUGCGCUGGCUCUCUCCCGCUCAGGUAAAAAGGUUCUCCAUGUUGACAAACAUGGCUAUUACGGAGGUUCGGAUGCUGCCCUCAGCCUCCACGAGGCCGAAGACUGGGUAACAAGGAUCAACGAGGCUCCGGGCUCUACUCCCUUUGAGUCUGCCUCAAUCUCCACUUCCCCCGCUUCAUCAGAAGAUGGAGGAAGCGGCAAGCUUUCUCCUUCAAGAGCAUAUACACUGUCACUAUCACCACAACUCAUUUACUCCCGGUCCGGACUUAUCCCAACUCUCGUUUCAUCUAGGAUAUUUCGACAGCUGGAGUUCCAGGCGGUGGGGAGUUGGUGGGUAAUGGAACAUGGAAGUUCUGCCUCUUUAAAUCGAGUGCCCGGAAGCCGAGAAGACGUCUUCGCUAACGACAGCAUGUCGAAUAAAUCGAAAAGAGCCCUGAUUAAGCUCCUCCGACAUUUUGCCCAACAAUCGCUGGAUGAUGGGGAUGCGGAUGGUGGAGAGGACAGUGACCUGGAUGUCGUUCCCUUUACACAAUACCUGGAAUCAAGGUUUCAUAUUCCAUCAGACCUCCAUGGCCCGCUUACAUCUUUAUCUCUCUCUCCUCGUUCGUGGGAUGAGACGAGUGCGCGAUAUGCUGUUGAGAGGAUAAAAAGGCAUAUGGGAUCAAUUGGUGUUUUCGGCGUCGGUUUCGGCGCUCUUCUUGCGAAAUGGGGCGGUGGUGCGGAAAUAUCACAGGUAGGGUGUCGAGCAUGUGCAAUCGGUGGCGGUGUUUAUGUCUUGAAUAGGGGUGUAAGUCAUAUAGAGGUACCAGCGGCGGGUUCACAAAACGAUGAUGCCCGACGACUGCGGGUUCAACUCUCGGACGGAGGGACGGUACGGAGCAAGUUUGUUGUGGGUUCGCCAUGGGAUUUGCCCACCGAAAUUCAAAGCCCAACAUCACCCAGGUACACGAAGGUUGCUCGCUCGAUCAUGAUCGUAUCAUCUCCGCUCGAGAGCCUCUUCCCUCUCACCUCGGAAGGAGGCGUCAUCCCAGCCGGAGCAGUUGUAUUUGUUCCCGGACCACCUGGAACGACUCGUGCUCCAGUGUACCUAAUCGUGCAUUCCAGCGAUACCGGGGAAUGCCCUACUGGCCAAUGCAUAAUAUACGGCAGCACGCUGGCAGACGACGACAACAACAACGACGACGAUAACCGGCAGUCAGAGUCACAGUCCCUCAUUCGUUCUGCAGCCACAAAUCUUCUCCGAGCGGCAGAUGCCGAUGCAAAAAUCCUGUGGAGCGCCCAGUAUACCCAACUGGGCCUGCUGAGCCGAGCGCCAUCACCAUCACCAUCGGCAUCGUCUCGUGCAGAAGCACCCGCGGUUUCCAGCAGCAGCUUAUCGGGACGCGUAUUCUCGUUUGCGCCUCUCAACCUCGAUCUGGCAUUCGAUGAAGGCAUGCUCGCGCAGGUGCGCGCGGUCUGGGAGGCUGUGACCGGGGGGGACGCGGAGGAGGAGGAGAGGGGCCAGUUUUGCCAGUUCGAGGAUCGGGAGUCGAUGGAUGAGGGGGAGGGGGAGGGUGAUGAAGCGGGUCUUAACUAA
Histoplasma mississippiense is the source of this 1644-nucleotide messenger RNA. RefSeq lists its product with no specific name. Lineage: Eukaryota; Fungi; Ascomycota; Eurotiomycetes; Onygenales; Ajellomycetaceae. Gene Ontology annotation, molecular function: GDP-dissociation inhibitor activity. Gene Ontology annotation, cellular component: cytoplasm; nucleus; cytosol. The transcript is spliced from 4 exons. Gene Ontology annotation, biological process: small GTPase-mediated signal transduction; protein geranylgeranylation; vesicle-mediated transport. Bases 1 to 1644 code for a protein of 547 amino acids. The record is from RefSeq and is a predicted model, not a curated record.